AUGUCUAAUCAGCUUCAGAGGCAUGAAGAAAUUCAACAAGAACUUUUAUGUUUUGGAUACGGAAGGAUUCAACUUGUUAAGGAAUUACAUAAACCGAUUCGACGCAAUUAUCCCCGUCGACGAACAAUAAUUAAAGGUCUUGAUGACUUAUGGCAGAUGGAUCUAGCUGAAAUGAGACCUGCAAGACAUAAUAGAGGAUUUAAAAUGAUUUUGGUAGUUAUCAAUUGUUUUUCGAAAUUCGUGUGGACUCGUCCACUCAAGACGAAAACAGCCGAAGAAAUAACUCGUGCAUUUUCGAGUAUUAUCAGAGGCGGUAGAAUGGCAAAAAAUCUACAAUCAGAUCAAGAAACGGAAUUUUACAAUACUAAAUUUAAAACUCUAAUUUAUUUGAAAAUCGCCGGACCUAGAAAGUUAAAUGUAGGAGAUAUUGUGCGAAUAAGUAAAGCGAAACAUGCUUUUGAAAAAUGUUACACUCCCAAUUUUACAACUGAAUUAUUCAAAAUUACGAAAGUGAAAAUAACGAAUCCUGUAUCGUAUUUAAUAGAAGAUAUGAAUGGAUCACCUAUCAGAGGUUGUUUCUAUGAAGAGGAAUUACAAAAAACCAAAAAUCCCAACAUUUAUCUCGUUGAAAAAGUAUUGAAGAGGAAUCGUAGUAGAAUUUACGUCAAAUGGUUAGGUUUAGAUAAAAAACAUAACGGUUGGAUAUACACUGAUGAUUUGGUAUAG
This is a messenger RNA of Diorhabda sublineata, 726 nucleotides long. RefSeq lists its product as uncharacterized. Lineage: Eukaryota; Metazoa; Arthropoda; Insecta; Coleoptera; Chrysomelidae. The transcript has 3 exons. Gene Ontology annotation, biological process: DNA integration. The record is from RefSeq and is a predicted model, not a curated record. Gene Ontology annotation, molecular function: nucleic acid binding. The coding region runs from base 1 to 726 and encodes 241 amino acids.